AAGAGGGGCGCAGAGCAGAUGUGAGUAGCGAGUGGCAGUGAGUGUGUUGUAAACAAUCAUUUCUUUUGAAAUUCAUAAAUAAGCGAAAUUUUAUUGAUUUGUAUUGACAUCAGCAGGACGCACUGUAACAUUCCCGCUAAUCGGCUCUUUUAAUUUUAUGCUCUCUACACGUCUUUCACUGCCCUUUAAGUUGCCUCCGAAAUGACGACGAUGGUGGAACUCGAAAGUUGGCUCAUUUAUCAGUGCAUUGCGACAGAAUGCAGCAACUGCUUGUGAUUUUUUGAGUUGGCCCUAUUUUUAAACACUAGGUCUAAUGUUGGAAACACCAGUCAUGAGCGAGAGCGCAUUUAGGGCGCGUGACAUCGGCCUUCGAGCCCAGAAAAAGAUUUUGUCUCGCAUGGCCGGUAAAAACGUGGCUCGUGCAUUCAUCGACGACACCACUGCGUCCCUAUUGGAUAACUUAUACCGUCUUGCCAAGCAAUACUCCCAGAAUAAGAAGGAAGCGGAAAAGCUGAUAAAGAACAUCAUCAAAGUGGUGAUUAAACUUGGGGUUUUGCACCGGAACGGCCAGUUUUCAAGCGAGGAAUUGAAACAAGCGGAGCGCUUCAAAGCAAAGUUUCGCAUGGCUGGAAUGGCGAUCAUAUCAUUCUACGAAGUGGACUUCAGCUAUGAUAGGAAUUAUCUGACUGCGGCUCUUGCAGAGUCACACAAGUGCCUCCAGUUUAUCGUGUCCAAGCAUCUUACCGAAAAAUCCUUAUCGCGCAUCGACAGCGUCUUCAGUUUCUUCUCAAAUGAACAGUUCUUAGAUGAUAUUUUUCAAGUGAAUUCGGAGUACAGAGAAACGUUGGGGAGAAUUGUCGCAGACCUCAAUAAAGCCAUCGAAAAUGGCGAUCUUUAGUGAAGCUUCAGCGACGGUUUUUGUGAUUUUGUUGUGAUUUUAAUUUAGUUGUUUUGUGUAUUAUUGGACGUCGUAGUUGUUGCAUGGGACUAGGUUUGUGUUAUAUUGUACCUAAGAAUCUAUUUUUAUCGUUGCCUUCUUUACAAGUUUCGUUCGACGUUCAGUGUGUUGAUAAAUGUUACCCUUUCAGAGAGUUUUUCGGGAGCGUUAGGAGUGGUCCAAUCAAUCUUAUUUAACGUAAUUAAGCAACAGAAUUUUGAAUCGAACAUCAUAUCUAUACUAAAAGUAACCAAACAUUUUUACCAAAAUCUAUUUUUAUAUGACCAAAAUUCUGUUGCUCUCUGUUUUGUCUUCUCUAAAGAAACGCUUAAAAAGACACAUGCUUAACCACACUAUGUAGAUCGUAGUUUCUGGUCCACGUUUCAUGAUUUUUGUAAAGACAUAAGGCACGUGUACAUAUUAAUUGACAUAUCUUUUAUUUACACGAUUUAACGAUAUUGUAGACUAAGAUAUUUUUGCACCAAGAAAUUUAAAAGGCCGGUCAAAUCACUAUUCACGAGCCUAAAACUGUUGUGCAUUUCUAAUAAAAGUAAAAACAGUAAAGACAAUAAGUCAGUCAUCUUCUAUUCAUUUUCUACUAGUCAUAAGUCGUUUAUUUCCUAUUUAUUGAGUUAAGCCAAAUAUUGAAUUAAGUUUUAUUGUUUUUAUGACAGGGCGAUUUUUGUGACCGAGUUGUUCUUGCCUGGUUUUUCAAACUUGAAUGAAUAUCAGUGAUGAAACUCAUGUUUGCAUGAAAAUAUAAUUCCAAUUAUUGUUACACUAUAAGGAAUAGUAGAUCUCAGAUAUUCGGCAAUGUAUGAUGUUUUCAAUGUUUUUCUGUAUUUAGUUGUUCGUUAUCAAAAUAAUAAACAACAUCUAAUACGA
This is a messenger RNA of Tribolium castaneum (red flour beetle), 1822 nucleotides long. RefSeq names its product salivary glands marred (gene sigmar). Gene Ontology annotation, biological process: regulation of apoptotic process. Gene Ontology annotation, cellular component: cytoplasm. The transcript is spliced from 5 exons. NCBI's taxonomy places the organism in Eukaryota, Metazoa, Arthropoda, Insecta, Coleoptera, Tenebrionidae. The coding region runs from base 314 to 898 and encodes 194 amino acids. The record is from RefSeq and is a predicted model, not a curated record.